AUACUGUGGUUAGCCUGAGAGGGUAGCGAUGAAGAGCUCGGAGCUUCUGUACCUGUAUGGGGGGCUGGACCGGCGGGUGCGUUGCCUGGUGUUCAGUGUCCGGUGCUGGGCUCGGGCCCACAGUAUCACCAGCAGCAUUCCUGGAGCCUGGAUCUCAAACUUCUCUCUCACUGUCAUGGUCCUAUUCUUCCUCCAGAGGAGAACUAUUCCUAUCCUACCCACCCUGGACCACCUCAAGGAACUAGCAGGCCCUCUAGAUAAGAGUGUCAUCGAGGGAAACGACUGCACAUUUGUCAGCGACUUCACAAAAAUACGACUGCAAGACAACACAGAGACAUUAGAGCAACUGCUGCAGGAGUUCUUUGAGUUCUAUGGAACCUUCGCGUUCAACCGCAUGUCGAUCAAUAUCAGAAAGGGCAGGGAGCAAAACAAACCCGAAAUGUCCCCAUUGCACAUCCAGAACCCCUUUGAGCCCGCGCUGAACGUCAGUAAGAACGUUAACGGAACGCAGCUGGAGCGCUUCGUGGCGCUGUGCCGGGAGAGCGCCUGGAUGCUGCAGCAGCGGGAGUUCAACGUACCGCACGGCGGCAGCGCUACCAGAAACAACGCCCCCUGGGGCCUGGCAGCGCUCCUCAUGCCCUCGGUCUCCCAGGUGGCCGGGGUUAAAGGUCGUAAGAAGAGGAAGAGGGAGCCGGCCAGCGAGAGGAUAAAGGGCCUGCUGGAGUCUCUAAAGAACAGUGAGGUGAAGAGCUAGAGAGCGGCCAUGCAGUACAGCCCCACUAGAGGUCACUGGUGAGUUCUGGGUCUAUGGGUAACAGUGGCUACAUGACCGUAAAGAAUGGACAUGUGAGGACUUGUCCAAUUGCUUUUCACACAACUGCAAAUAACCGAUCAGAGCCAAACUAAGCUGUACUGAUAUGGCUUGCGCCAUGGUUGCUGCAACCUACCUGAAAAGGACAAUGUGACAACAGUUUGGUUUUGUUCAGCACGGUAGUGUGAAAAGGGUGCCUGUGACCAGAUGCUCGUUAUAAGAAAGUCCGACUACUCUACAUGGCGACGUUUGCACAUCGAUGUACAUAAAGACAUGGAGUUAUAGCGUCCGCUGACAUCGUUUUGUUUGUAUACAUUUAGAGCCGAUGUAUUCAGAUGUUUUUUAUUAAAGAUCCUGAACAGUAAUUCUGAAAAGUCAUUCUCUCAUGGCUAACUACCAGAAGUUUGAAAAGGCAGGUUGAGUGGGCGGGGAGCUUAUAUUCAUGAGCUCGCCUUGACUGACAGCUCUUUGAAACGCCUAUGUCAAGCAACUUGGAUGCAGUUAGCAGUGAAAUCAUCUCCAGCAAAUUUGGUGAGACACAAAGCAACCCAAACAACAUUGAUAUUGCAUCAAUUAGGCCUCCCGAGUGGCGCAGUGGUCUAAGGCACGACAUAAUAGUGCUAGCUGUGCCAUUAGAGAUUCUGGGUUCGAGUCCAGGCUCUGUCACAGCUGGCCACGACCGGGAGACCCAUGGGGCGGCG
Molecule: messenger RNA, 1512 nt
Organism: Oncorhynchus gorbuscha (pink salmon)
Lineage: Eukaryota; Metazoa; Chordata; Actinopteri; Salmoniformes; Salmonidae
Product: poly(A) RNA polymerase, mitochondrial-like
Exons: 5
Coding region: 29-754 (241 amino acids)
Cellular component (GO): mitochondrion
Molecular function (GO): poly(A) RNA polymerase activity
Source: RefSeq, a predicted model, not a curated record